Messenger RNA from Chanos chanos (milkfish), 4006 nucleotides. It is a transcript of the gene kank2, whose product is annotated as KN motif and ankyrin repeat domains 2. Gene Ontology annotation, biological process: negative regulation of cell population proliferation; negative regulation of G1/S transition of mitotic cell cycle; negative regulation of intracellular estrogen receptor signaling pathway. The transcript has 12 exons. Gene Ontology annotation, cellular component: cytoplasm. The record is from RefSeq and is a predicted model, not a curated record. Lineage: Eukaryota; Metazoa; Chordata; Actinopteri; Gonorynchiformes; Chanidae. Gene Ontology annotation, molecular function: protein binding. Bases 121 to 3453 code for a protein of 1110 amino acids.
GAGAACCCUGAGAGAGGAGGUUGGGGAAGAGAGGCCAUCCCCCCUGCAGCACAAGGAGUUGUUGGAGAGAUCCGUUGGGUGUAGGUGUGACUGGGUGACUAGUGGCCCCACAGCUGGACCAUGGCUCAGGUGCUGCACAUGGACUCCAGCUUCCCAGGGAAGCUUAACCCCCCUGCUCCCCCCUCACUCCAUGGAAAGGAACAGGAGGCGCCUUACUCAGUGGAGACCCCCUACGGUUACCGUCUGGACCUGGACUUCCUCAAGUAUGUCAAUGACAUUGAGAAAGGAAACACCAUAAAAAGGGUUCCUAUCCAACGCCGCCCACGCUACGGCUCCCUGCCACGCGGAUAUGGCUACACGGGCUCCUGGUGGACCUCCACGGAGUCUCUGUGCUCCAACGCUAGCAUGGACAGCCGACACUCGUCCUACUCCUACUGCGCUCCAGGCUAUCACAGCUCUCAGAGGCCCAGCUUCAGCACAGCACGGGUGGAGAAGACCCUGUUGGACGCUCGUAGGAAGCUCGAGGAGGAGAAAGACGGAAGGCGCUUUUCCAACCUGGGCAGUAUGAACAGCAGCAUGGCUGGUUCCAACACGUCCAUCUCCAGUGCCCACAGCUUCAACCGCACUCAGGGCGGGAGCUCCGUCACCCCGAUGAGCUCCGGCCUCUCCACACCCGUCUCCCCGACGCCGGCUCACCUGCAGCACGUGCGGGAGCAGAUGGCGGUGGCUUUGCGCAAGAUCCGCGAGCUGGAGGAGCAGGUUAAGACCAUUCCUGUGCUUCAGGUAAAGAUCUCAGUCCUACAGGAGGAGAAGAGGCAGCUCAGCGUGCAGCUCAAGAGCCAGAAGUUCUUGGGCCACACCCUGGGAUUCGGGCGAGGCCGUCCUCGCGGAGAGCUCUAUAUCGACAUCCCCGAGGAGGAGGCGGGAGCGGGGACUUCUGGAACCACGAGGGUGGGAGGAGGACUCUCGCCCACGACUCCGGAUGGUUCCAAGCAAGACUCGGGCUGUGAGAUUGAAGACACGGUUAUCGUUGGAGGAGCCAGGCCAGGCGCGCAUAGGGAGGUCCGCAGCAUCGGCGUGGGGCCAGAGGAGGGGGAGGAGGAGAGGGGCAGGUGUCACGUGGGCAUAUGGGUUCGAGAGCAGGACCUGGGGCUGCUGCCUGAGACGGAGGCUCUGAAGAAUCAAGUGGGGCACCUGGAGGGUCAGCUGAAGAGGACGCUGCAGGAGUUGCAGAGCGCCCAGCAACAGGUGGAGGCAGCGCAGAAGGAGAGACAGACGCACUCUCCUCAGGCUGAUCAGUCAGUCAGAGCCACUAGCCUGGGCUGGCAAGAGGAGCAGGGCCAGGCCAGGGGAGGCCUGCACACUGUUGUCAGCUUUACACAGCAGCCUCCGCCACGCCAGCAGAGAACUGUGGGAAUCCAGGUGUAUACGCUGGAACAGCCCACUGUAGUAGGGGUGGGCACCUUACUGCGAGCCCAGGGUUGCAGCUCCCCUACUCAGACUAUCUCCACAGUUAAACUGGAGGCAGGUCACCGCGGACAAACAGAAAGCCUGAGCGCAGAAGAAUCACCUCGCGAGUUACCCAUUGCAGUCAGCUCCAGGCAGGUGCGAGAGGUCCUGAGGAGCGAAGUGUCCACGUCAGUGCCUGUUACAAACCCUGUCAUUGCCGUGGACACGGAGUGCAGUCAGGCUCCUCCACUGUGUCAGCGACUUAGAGAGGUUGAGACCAAUCAACAAACAGACACUGAAACCGUCCAGGCAGUACAAGAUGCAACUCAGACAGCCUCUCCACAGACGACUCUACGAUCAAUCAUGAAACGCAAGGCAGAUGGGGAGCCUGCUUCUCCUACCACUAAGAAGAAUCUGCAGUUUAUUGGAGUCAAUGGAGGAUAUGAGUCAACAUCGUCUGAGGACAGCAGUAGCGAGAGUUCAGAGGAUGAAAGCGACGCAAGUGAAUAUCAUGAGGCCACGGAGAAACUGCCAGAAUCUAUAACUCAACCACUUCAGACAGCGUCUGCCAGCCCCGUUGUUCCUGUCUCUGAAACAGACAAAUCCGCAGAGACAGCAGCUACCACACAGAGCACAGAAACUGACCAGCAUAACACUGCCCAACCACCAGCCAAUGAUAUUCCAGCUCAGAGGAAUACCAGCCAAUCCACAGACACGGAUACACUGACGGAGCAAGUGGUUACCCAAUCACCAGCCACUGGCACAAAUGUGCAGCAUUCUGUUAGCCAGGAAUCAACCACUGUCGCAACGUCUGAAGUGAUUACCAGCCAAUCAGCAGACAAUGUCCCUCAGCAACAUACCUCCCAAAGCAGUGCCACUUCACCUGAACAAAGCACCGUCCUGUUGUCUGUCACCAAUGCAGUCUCUGAGCAGACAAUGGUCCAAUCAGAAGACACUGACUCCAGUACUCAACAGAUACCAGAACCAAAGCAGGAUGAAACACAAUCAGAAACCAUAGACUCCACCCCUCAGCAGGACAACAGUCAGUCGCAAGCCAUUGACCUCACUCCCCAUCAGGAAGGUGUCCAAUCACCAGCUGCCACUGUUGGCUCCCAACAAGAUACACUCAAAUCUCCAGCUACUGACCCAGCACAUGGAAACUCAAGCCCUGUGCCAGCAACCAGUCAGGAAAGCAGACUGGAGCUGAGUGACACCUUUGUAUCAGCUCUACAUACUUUACAGAAAGCCCUCACUGAACCAAAUGGAUUCAGCCAUCAAGAAGCAAGGACAGCUUACACCACAGUGUUGCAGGAGUGGCUGCGUGUUUCGUGUCAUAAGGCAGCGGACACAGCUGUGGUCAGGGCCUACAUGGACACCUUCUCCUCCAUCUCUCCCCGACUGCUGGAGUUUGUCAUCAACAUGGCUGAUGGAAAUGGCAACACAGCACUGCACUACACUGUCUCUCACUCCAACUUCCCUGUGGUGAAAUUACUUUUGGACACAGGUCUGUGUAAUGCCGACAAGCAGAACAAGGCAGGCUACACGGCCAUCAUGCUGACAGCCCUGGCUGCCUUCCACUCUGACAGUGACCUUCAGACAGUCCUGCAGCUGCUGCGCACUGGAGACGUUAACGCCAGAGCCAGCCAGGCGGGACAGACAGCGCUGAUGCUGGCUGUCAGUCACGGCAGAGGGGACAUGGUCAAGGCGUUGCUCUCCUGCGGGGCGCAAGUCAAUAUCCGUGACGACGACGGAUCCACGGCGCUCAUGUGUGCGUGCGAGCACGGGCACGUGGAUAUUGUACGCCAGCUGCUGUCUGUGCCAGGCUGCGACGCCACACUCACCGAUAACGAUGGCAGCACUGCCCUGUCCAUUGCACUGGAGGCCAGUCAGAAUGAUAUUGCUGUGCUUCUGUAUGCUCACCUCAAUUUCGCCAAGCCACCCUCCCCUGUUUCACCAAAGUCUCCAAUUUUGGGAUCUUCACCACCUUCCAGUGAAAUGAAAUAACAACAGCACAAAACAGAUAUUUGGGGUUUCAUCUAAUGUUACACGCCAGUUCCUCAUCCGUUCCACUGCCACAAGUGUUCAAUGUACGUGUGUGUGUAUGUGUUUAAUAGUAUGUGCGUGUCUGUUUGUGUGCACACAGGAACAGUUCUGUAUCAUAUAUGUUCACACUGCGGGAAAAUUAGCACUUCUCACAAAACACAUGUAUCUUUUUAAACCGAGUUAGAGUUAUGUUUUUGAGUGACAGUCUCAUAAUUCUUCCUUUAAAUCAGUCAUAGUUUUUUGUUUUGAAUGAUGUUGAUACGAAUUGUUUCACAUUUUAAGCUCAAACAUAAUAGGGUAUGAUGUCUAUGUUGAACAAAUCUACUCUGAAAUUUCUCUCAGCAAUACUCUAAUUUCACUUCCAUUCCAGUCGAUAUGAUUUUGAGUGAGACACUAUGUUAUAUAAUUAGCAUGAGAUCAGUGAUUUUUCUAUGAUGUACUCCAUUCAUGCUUCUAAAAUCUAAACAAUUUCUUCACUCCUAGUAAGCAAUAUACCACAUACCACUUAAAAGAU